AUGGCCGCCGAGCUCGACUACGACCUCAUCCUCGAGGAUGAGUUUGACGCGCUCUCCCUGGAUGUGACGGGCGAUGCCGCAGACAACACGUCCAGCAAGCCCGUCAAGUAUCCCGCCAAGCUCCACGCCCGCCGCGUCGCCGCGGAGCUCGGCUGCGACUCGGGCCUCGUCUACCUGCCGGGCAUGCCCGAGCGGCUGCUCGAGGACUCGGACCAGCCGCAGCAGUUCCGCCAGCGCCGAUACUUCCUCUACAUGGCCGGCGCCAACUUCCCCGACUGCCACGUCACGUACGACAUCGCCGCCGACCGCCUCAUCCUCUGGGUCCCGUACGUCGAGCCGCGCGAGGUGCUCUGGUACGGCGCCAAGCCCUCGACCGCAGAGUGCAUGCGCCGCUACGACGUUGAUGAGGCGCGCUACGUGACGCAGCUGCCCAAGUACCUCUCGCUGUGGACGUCGGCGCACCGCGGCCGCACGCUCUUCGCCCUGCACGCCGACCAGGCGCCCGUGGGAACCGACCCCGAUGCCCGGCUCAACGUCUCGCUCCUGCGCCCGGCCAUGGACCGCGCGCGCGUCGUCAAGACCGACUACGAGGUGGCCAUGGCGCGCCGCGCCAACGCCGUCUCCAGCGCCGCCCACCGCAAGGUCGCCCAGCUGCUGCUGCGGCGGCUGCGCUCCGAGCGCGACGUCGAGGCCGUCUUCGCCGCCGUGUGCACCGCCGCCGGCGCCCGCGACAUGGCGUACCCCGUCAUCGCCGGCGCGGGCGAGAACGGCUCCGUCCUGCACUACGGCGAGAACGACCAGCCCCUCGCCGGCAAGCACACCAUGGUCCUCGACGGCGGCUGCGAGUGGCAUGGCUACGCCAGCGACGUGACGCGCACGCUGCCCCUCGCCGGCAAGUGGACGCCCCGUGCGGCUGCCAUCCACGCCAUCGUCCAGCGCAUGCAGGACGAGUGCAUCGCGGGUGUCCGACCAGGAGCCCGCUUCGACCACCUGCACAUGCACGCCGAGGACGUGGCCGUCGACGGGCUGCUGCGUUUGGGGGUCCUGCGCGGCGACCGUGACGACGUGCUCCGCGCCGGUACCGUCGCCGCCUUCUUCCCGCACUACCUCGGCCACCACGUCGGCCUCGAGGUCCACGACGUGUCCGGCGCGCUGCCCAUCGCCGCCGCGCAGGGGCUCGGCCUCGACGGCGGGAAGCGCGCCAUGGUCACGCCCAAGGACUCUCUCCGCAUGCGCGCCGACAGGGCCGCCGAGACGAGCGGGCAUGCGUCGUCGCGGGCGCGCGAGAGGCAGGACCUGCGACCCAACAUGAUAGUCACCGUCGAGCCGGGCAUCUACUUUUGCCGCUCGUACCUCGAGGGCUACUUCCUCGAAGACCCCGUGCACUCGCGCUUCAUCGACGCCGACGUGCUCGAGGGCUACUACCCCGUCGGCGGGGUGCGCAUCGAGGACUGCAUCCUCGUCACGCGCGACGGCAACGAGAACCUGACGACGGCGCCCAAGGGCGAGGAGCUGCUCGACGUGAUCAACGGGCGGGCGUAG
Molecule: messenger RNA, 1542 nt
Organism: Purpureocillium lilacinum
Lineage: Eukaryota; Fungi; Ascomycota; Sordariomycetes; Hypocreales; Ophiocordycipitaceae
Biological process (GO): proteolysis
Molecular function (GO): metalloaminopeptidase activity; manganese ion binding
Source: RefSeq, a predicted model, not a curated record